CUCCGCUAAUAUUGUGUAUGCCUUGAUAAAUACUUCGGUGAGGAGUGGAAGAAAGAAUUUAUUAGUUAAAAUGAAUAUAAGAUUGUUGAUUACUUUCUUUGGGACGAUACUUUUAUUGCCAGAAUGCAGACUUACUCCCAUUAUGGGCGAUAAUCGAUUUUAUUCUGCUUCAUUACAUAAGUAUAAAGUUGUCUGUUAUCUCGGAAGUUGGGCCAAUUAUAGACCGGGAUUAGGAAAAUUUACUAUUGAGGAUAUUGAUCCUCACAUAUGUACUCAUCUUAUUUUUGGUUUCGCCGGAUUGGGUUUUGAUAAUCGAAUUAGAAGUCUGGAUCCUUAUCUUGAUCUAAAAGAGAAUUAUGGAAAAGGAGCCUUUCAGCGAUUUACAGGUUUAAAACAACAUAACCCCGAAUUAAAAACGCUCCUCGCUAUUGGCGGAUGGAAUGAGGGCUCAGUUAAGUAUUCCAAAAUGGCUUCAGAUAGUUCCACCAGGAAGAUUUUUAUCGACAGUUGUGUACAACUCCUCAAGAAAUACGAUUUUGACGGUUUAGAUCUUGAUUGGGAAUAUCCUGCUAACAGAGGAGGAAAACCGGAAGAUAAAGCCAAUUUCGUAGCAUUGUUAAGAGAAAUGAAACAAGAAUUUAAUAAGCAUGGUUUGCUACUUACGGCAGCUGUUAGUGCAGGAAAACAUACUAUAGAUAGUGCUUAUGAUAUACCUCAAGUAUCUCAGUAUUUAGAUCUCAUUAAUAUUAUGUGCUACGAUUAUCAUGGCGGAUGGGAAACAUUCACUGGCCACCACGCUGGUUUAUACGCAAGACCUGAUGAAACCCCUGGAAAUAGUACUCUUAAUCUGAAUUUUUCCGUUAAUUAUUGGAUAUCUCAUGGAGCACCACGUGAGAAAAUUAUUUUGGGGAUGGGUCUUUACGGAAGAUCUUUUACUUUAAGAAGAGCAGAAAAUAAUGGUUUAUUUCAAGAUGCUCCUCAAAGAGGUCCAGCUGGCCCCUAUACGAGAGAAUCUGGCUCUUUGGGAUAUAAUGAGAUUUGUGAAAAACAACAAAGAGAAAAAUGGACUGUAGUUCGUGAUCCUUACUACAUGGCUCCUUAUGCAUUUCGUGAACGGGAAUGGGUUGGUUAUGACGACAUUGAAAGUAUCACGUUGAAGGUUGAAUAUGCCAAAAAUAUGAAACUUGGAGGGGGAAUGGUUUGGUCUAUAGAAACUGAUGAUUUCCAAGGACUAUGUCAUGGGCAAAAAUACCCUUUAUUAACAGCUAUUAACAAAGCUUUUGAAAGAGAAACGCAACCGAUGCCACUACCACCGACAACACAACCACCAACUUCUACUGUUCCUAUGGAUACUUCUACUACAACUGAUAAACCAUCUUCAAGCACUACUGAAAAACCCUCCUCUAGUACUACUGAAAAACCAUCCACUAGUACUACAGUAAUGUCUUCAACAAGUACUACUGAAAUGCCUUCCACAAGUACUACAGUAAAACCAGAUACUUUUGAUGGUGUAAAUUUUACAUGCAGAUCUGAAGGCUUACAUGCGGAUCCAGUAUUAUGUAAUGUUUUCUAUUCGUGCGUAGGUAUUGGAAACGGCAAUUUUACAGUAUAUAAAUUUGUAUGUCCAUCCGCAACUGUUUUCUCAACGGCAUCCAAGACAUGUGUCUUUCCAGCGGAGGGUAGUCCCAAAUGUAGACUUUACAUUUUGCAAAAAUAUGCAUUUUUAAGACCUUAUUACGAAACAUCUAUAGUGACUCGUAAAGAAAAUCCUUGCCAUAAUGGUGCUUUUUGUUAUGAUAGAAGUGAUGGAUUUGAAUGGCACUGUAAACUCGACAUUGCUAUAGUGACUCGUAAAGAAAAUCCUUGCCAUAAUGGUGCUUUUUGUUAUGAUAGAAGUGAUGGAUUUGAAUGGCACUGUAAACUCGACAUUGGUAAGGACAUAUUGAAUUAUUAUUAUAGGACUUUAUCUAGAACAGUUGUUUCCUCUAUUCUCAAGAUCGGAUGGUCUCAUGAUACUAACUUUCCUUUAAAAUUCAAAUUAAUAGGCCUGCAGAUACUUGUUUCACUUAACGUUAUAAUGAAAUCAUUAAAGUUAUCAAUCCUUUUAUUAAUUAGCAUAUUUGUUUUAACUCUAUCAAAAGCUCCUUCUAGAGACAGAAAUAAGAAACCGUAUAAAGUCGUUUGUUACUAUGGAAGUUGGGCAACAUAUCGUCCAGGAGAAGGAAAAUUUCCAAUUGAAUUUAUAGAUCCUUAUAUCUGUACCCAUCUCGUUUAUGGAUUCGCAGGUUUAGCCUUCGAUAAUACAAUUAGAAGUUUGGAUUCUUACUUGGAUCUAGAGGAACAUUAUGGAAGAGGUGCUUUUAAACAAUUUAAUCAAUUGAAAAAGCAGAAUCCAGAAUUGACAACUAUUUUAGCUAUUGGAGGAUGGAACGAAGGAUCUAUAAAAUAUUCCGCCAUGGCAAAAGAUGCAGGAAAAAGAAAGAUAUUUAUCGAUAGUUGUGUAAAAUUUUUAUUAGAACAUGAUUUUGACGGAUUAGAUAUGGACUGGGAAUAUCCUGCAAAUCGUGGAGGCGUUCCUGAAGAUAAACAGAAUUUUGUUCUAUUGUUGAAGGAAAUGAGAGAAGCUUUCGAUGAACACGGUCUUCUCAUUACUGCUGCAGUAUCAGCAGGAAAAGGUACAAUAGAUACAGCUUAUGAUAUUCCUAAAAUCUCACAAUAUUUAGAUAUUAUAAACUUGAUGGCUUAUGAUUAUCACGGUGCUUGGGAGUCUGUAACUGGUUUAAAUGCGCCUCUUUAUGCUCGACCUGAUGAACAGGGAGAUGAAUUAUUUCUCAACGUGAAUUUUUCUGUAAAUUAUUGGAUAAAUCAAGGAGCUUCUCCCAAACAAAUUGUUCUCGGAAUGGGUCUUUACGGUAGAGCUUUUACUUUACAAAAUUCUGACAACAAUGGUUUAGGAGCACCAUCAACGGGUCCUGCUACAGCAGGACCGUAUACCAGAGAACCAGGAACCCUUGGAUAUAACGAAAUCUGUGAUUUUUUGAAAGGUGGAGAUUGGAAAGUAGUGGUUGAUCCACAUCAGAAAUCUCCUUAUGCUUUUAAAGGAAACCAAUGGGUUGGAUACGACGACAUCGAAAGUAUAACAAUAAAAGUAAAAUAUGCUUUAGAGAAAAAUUUAGGAGGAGGAAUGGUUUGGUCAAUAGAAACAGAUGAUUUCUUAGGUAGAUGUCACGGCCAGAAAUUCCCAUUAUUAACAAAAAUUCAUGAAUUACUGAAUGGAGAAAUUAAACGACCACCAACAACUCCUCCUCCCCCUACAACAACUCGCGAUCCCAAUUUACCAACACCUCAACCUAUGGAAUGUAAAGCGGCUGGACAUUUCCCUCAUCCUGAAGAUUGCACUAAAUUUUAUGCAUGCGUUCCAGCAGAUAAAGGAUUUGAUAUUGUUAUUUACAGUUGCCCUGAUGGAACAGCCUUCGAUAAAAUGGCUGGUUCUUGUACAUGGAAAAAGAACGUCAUUGAUUGUUAAAUUUUCAAAAUUAGAUUAAAAAUGUAAAUAAAUAUUUUAUGUGAA
Molecule: messenger RNA, 3571 nt
Organism: Centruroides sculpturatus (bark scorpion)
Lineage: Eukaryota; Metazoa; Arthropoda; Arachnida; Scorpiones; Buthidae
Exons: 19
Coding region: 71-3526 (1151 amino acids)
Biological process (GO): chitin catabolic process; carbohydrate metabolic process
Cellular component (GO): extracellular region
Molecular function (GO): chitin binding; chitinase activity
Source: RefSeq, a predicted model, not a curated record